Messenger RNA from Cylindrotheca closterium, 1644 nucleotides. The record is from the annotation of a GenBank genome assembly. Lineage: Eukaryota; Bacillariophyta; Bacillariophyceae; Bacillariales; Bacillariaceae.
AUGACAUUGUGGCAUCGUUCCAAGUCAAAGUCUUUUACUUCUCGUCCUCCACCGAAACGAAACCUCCGUAGCCGUGACACGCUUUCACAAAUUCUACUUUGCCGGUGGUGUUCCAGGAGGGUUUCAAAGGUCAUGUUCCUUGGCCUAUUGAUGGUUGCCUUUCUCCUGUUGCAUUGGAGUUUUUUGUCGGAUCCUUUUGCACACUCAAUAUCCGAGUCCUCGUUCCCUUCCUUUUAUCAAGACCCGCAAAACGGCGAUUCCUCAUCCCAUUCAUCGUACUGGAAGGAGCAUGUAGGCCAAAAUGAGAGAGCCUGCACCUACACGGCACAGCAUUUGCAAAAUGGAGGCAGAGUCUUACUCUACAACUUCACCAGCGCAAGCAAUGGACCAGGAAUGGCUAGUCUUACAUUGAACUUACUGCAAAUUGCCCUCUUUAUGGAAGAACGAUGGAACCGGACGCAUCUGGUGAUUGAUGAAAGACUCUUGAACAACUAUCGGUGGGAUUCCAACCAUGGUCUGUUUGGAGGAUAUCUAUACUUACAUGAAAGAACUUGUAUACUCUCUGCCCCAAUGGUUUCUACAUAUGCAUCGCUACAAUCGCCAUCGUCACCUGAAGUGGUAUUUUUCAGAGCAACGAUGUGCAAUUUCUGGGAUGUAAAAUGUCCCGUCUUGGAGAUUGACGCCGAUCCACAAGGAUUCAUGUUUGAAAAGGCACGACGAGUUACCAACCGGUACUUUUUGCAAAAAAAGACAGAUGAACAGCAAGCAGAAAGAACAGCAUUACAAGAGGAGCCUGAAUUGAAAAGGAAGAUUCGUUUGACGCGAUUCUUUCAUGACCUAUCUCGCUUCUCGUGCUCGAAAUUGCCAGGACUUCGACUACAUCCACACGUCCACCGUCUAGUCCAACAGCAUAAAAUGUUUCUUGCUCCCGAAGACGAGACCAAAGGUCCUUCUGAAAUUCCUGCAUUAUUCACCGUCGGCUCGAGUACUGGUCAAAUUGAUUUGGCCUUUCACAUUCGCCGCGGAGACAAGGUGGCGGGGGCUCGCAAGGAAACCAGAGCCUUUAAUGCGCAAGAAUACUGGGAUCGAUUCGUCAAUCAGUCUCAGCAGCAGAUAUCGUCGCUACCGUUGGAACAAACUGUUACCAGCAAUACUGCUUCGAUGACAACAACAUCAGCAACAACAACACAUGACAACGAGCACAACAAGAACCGUCAUCAAUUUCAGCAUUGCUUUGUCGCCACGGAUGACUACGAGGUGGUUUCCGAACUGCAAGCUAUCUUGCAGCGACCACAGUCCUCCUCUUUACUACAAACUAUCCAGAACCAGGGACCCAUUAUUCCCUGUCGCCAUCUCUGGACUCUUACGCCUCCGAAUUAUACUUCAACAUGGCAAGAUCGAGAUGAGAUUCUUGGCUUUUUGGCCCAGAUGCGCGUGUUGAUUCAUGCAAAGUAUUUUGUAGGAUCCUUUUCAAGCAACGUAGGAGGGUUGGUGGCCCUCUUGAGAGGCUGCCAUUAUCAUGAGGGCAAGAGUCCCGACCAGCGAAGCACUAGUAUCAAUAAGGAAGCAUGGAGCGAAGCGAACCGAUAUCGACAUUUCUUCGAUUCUUAUGCCGUUGAUUGGGAUGAGUGGGGUUUCCUUUGA